AUGGUUGAUUUCUAUCAACUCACCUGUUGGCAGGAAGCUUCUUUUUAUAAAGAGAGACUAGGAAGAAAAAAGCUGAAGCAGCCAGUUAUUUAUGAACAUAAUCGUAUGGCUUCAAAACAGUCGAAAGACUCAAAACUUCAUGGUUGCGAAGAAGCUGAUGGUCAGUUUACCCAAGAAACCAGAGAUUUGCUAUCAUCCAUGCCAAAACAAAAAGCAUGGGUGCGUUCAGAUCAUAUCUAUCAAUACCAGAACUUCUGGUACGGUGCUGCAGAGCUACAAGGCGUCAUAAAUGUGCAAAGAAACUUCAAAGCUCUUGAUUCCGAUCUUAUCGUUGCGACGUAUCCUAAAUGCGGUACUACUUGGUUGAAAGCGCUGCCUUUCGCGAUCAUGAACAAGUAUCAUUUCAAUACCGCAACCUUGAAACAAAACCACCCUCUUCUCACAAUUAAUCCACAUUUACUUCUUCCUUUUCUGGAUAAUGUUUACUCGACUGACAAAAACCCGGAUUUAGCAUGUUUCUCGGUUAACAACCUGCUUUUGGCAACUCACUUUCCACUUGCAUCUUUGUUUCAAUGCAUCAAGGACUCGAAGUGUAAGUUAGUUUACAUAUGCAGAGAUCCAAAGGAUACUGUUGUUUCAUACUGGCAUUUUAUCGCCAAAAUCAGAACCAAGAAUAUGGAGAAUAUUUCACUAGAAGAAUUUUAUAAGCAGUUUUGUGAUGGCGUUGUUGAGUAUGGAUCCUUUUGGGAUCAUGUUCUAGGGUUAGCUCAGUUCUUGGGUUACCCGUUUUCUGCCGAGGAAGAAAAUGAGGGAGUGGUUGAGGAAUUAUUGAAGUUGUGUAGUUUCGAUCAUUUGAGCAAUUUAGAAGCGAAUAAGAAUGGCAAAGUGCCGGUACUAGAGAUUGGAUGUAGUGCAUUUUUCCGUCGAGGAGAAGUCGGAGACCAUGUCAAUUACUUAACCCCUGCAAUGAUAGAGCGAUUAGAUAAGAUCACUGAGGAGAAGUUCUCGGUCAUGGGUCAUUAUUUCAUGUAUGGUAAGUGUUCCCAACUUUGUGUUGGAAUAUGUGUACCAGCACUUUUACAUACAGUAUUGUAUGAUUAUGACAUAAUGGUAGUUAAAGUAGGUCCCCAAGCAGGUGAAGGAAAGCAAUUUGUUUUCGGUUUUUACAUCACAAACGAACAAGUCUUAGGAAAAUUACUGUAA
This is a messenger RNA of Papaver somniferum (opium poppy), 1203 nucleotides long. Its product is annotated as cytosolic sulfotransferase 5-like. Gene Ontology annotation, cellular component: cytoplasm. Gene Ontology annotation, molecular function: sulfotransferase activity. NCBI's taxonomy places the organism in Eukaryota, Viridiplantae, Streptophyta, Magnoliopsida, Ranunculales, Papaveraceae. The record is from RefSeq and is a predicted model, not a curated record. The transcript is spliced from 4 exons. Bases 1 to 1203 code for a protein of 400 amino acids. Gene Ontology annotation, biological process: sulfation.